AUGGCAGACAACAAGACUCACGACAUCGAGGUUGAGAAGAAGUCUCAGCCUUGCGACAUCAACGACGAUGUCGAGGCCGAUAUCAAGAACGGCACUGUCACAGAUCUCGACGAGGCAGAGCUUUUCCUCCAGCAACAUGGAAUCGCCCACUCUCGUCUCAACGAGCUCAUGUCUGAUGAAGUAGCGCUUAAGAAACUUCGUCGCAAAGUUGACUGGACCUUGAUGCCGUUGCUGUGCGGCACUUAUCUCCUUCAGUAUGUCGACAAGCAGGCUCUGGGCUACUCAGCUGUCUUUGACCUGUUCACCACAACUGGAAUGACACCGGACGAAUACUCGUGGAUGGCGUCCAUCUUCUACUUCGCCUACCUCAUCGCAGAAUGGCCCGCCUCCUAUCUCACACAGCACUAUCCCACCGGCAUCAUCGUGAGCAGUUUUGUCAUCAUCUGGGGCUCCAUCCUCUGCCUCACAGCCGCCUGCAGCAACUUCGCCGGCCUUGCGGCAUGCCGCUUCCUCCUCGGAGCUUUUGAGGCCGUCAUCACACCCGCCUUCAUGCUCAUCGUCUCGCAAUGGUUCCGCCGAGAGACCCAGCCCUCGCGUGCCGGUCUGUUCUACUGCUUCAACGGUUUCGGCGCCAUGUUCGGCGGCAUCAUGUUCUACGGUGUUGGCCAGGCCAAGGGCUGGGCUGUCUGGCGCACCAUCUACGUCCUCUGCGGCGGCCUGACCAUCUGCUGGGGCGUCGUACUUUACUUCUUCCUCCCCAACAACAUCCUCACUGCGAAGCGCUACACGGUCGAGGAGCGCGCCAUGCUUAUCGCCCAAAGCGCGCGUAACAAAACGGGUGUGUUCAACCGCAAGAUCAAGUGGAACCAGAUCCGCGAGGUUUUCACCGACGCGCAGAUCUGGCUGCUCUUCUUCUUUGUGCUCCUGAACGAGAUCAUCAACGGUGGCAUUGCCAACUUCUCCAAGCUCAUCGUCAAGGGCUUCACCAAGGACGCUCUCCUCACCACGGCGUAUGGUAUUCCUUAUGGUGCCUGCAAUGCCAUCUUCAUGUUCACUGGUCCUUAUGUGGCGUCCAAGUUCAAGAACGUUCGAACAAUCGUCAUGUGUGUCUGGCUUACACCCACACUCAUUGCCGUGAUUCUCUUCUGGCAGCUUCCCCGAACCAACAAGGGUGGUCUGCUCGCUGGCUACUACAUGUGCGCAUCUUUUGUCGGUGCCCUUAUCGUCGCUCUUCAAAUGCCCGCCUCCAACGUUGGUGGCUACACCAAGCGAACCACAGCCACAGCCUUCGUCUUCCUCGCCUACUGUAUCGGCAACAUCAUCGGCCCUCACGGCUUCAUCGGCUCUGAAGCACCCAUCUACCAGACUGGCUGCAAGCUCAUUAUUGGCUGCGUAGCCGGCCAAGUUGCCAUCGCGAUUGCUCUCCGUUUCGUGCUUAUCCGCCGAAACCGUCUCCGGGAUGAGCAGGGACCUGUCAUUGAGGACGAGAACGCCGUGUUGCAGGAUCUCACAGAUUUUGAGAACCCCAACUUCCGAUACUCUUAUUAG
Molecule: messenger RNA, 1548 nt
Organism: Fusarium sp. VM40
Lineage: Eukaryota; Fungi; Ascomycota; Sordariomycetes; Hypocreales; Nectriaceae
Source: the annotation of a GenBank genome assembly